Messenger RNA from Exophiala xenobiotica, 2743 nucleotides. RefSeq lists its product as uncharacterized. Gene Ontology annotation, molecular function: alpha-1,3-mannosyltransferase activity. Bases 294 to 2465 code for a protein of 723 amino acids. NCBI's taxonomy places the organism in Eukaryota, Fungi, Ascomycota, Eurotiomycetes, Chaetothyriales, Herpotrichiellaceae. Gene Ontology annotation, cellular component: Golgi apparatus. The record is from RefSeq and is a predicted model, not a curated record. Gene Ontology annotation, biological process: protein O-linked glycosylation. The transcript has 2 exons.
CCUGUCUUUUGGAUAACACCACCUCCUUUAUAUCAUCUUUUUUUGACACAUUUCUAUCUCGUUGAAACCGAUCAUCAGCUUUAUGGUUGUCUUCUGCCCCGCCUCUGUAUUUGCCCAAUAAAAUUGGUCUGCCUUUCGUGGAAGUCCUUGUGAAUUGACCAUCUAUCCCUUUCGCGUCCGGAACGCGUCUGGCCGCCCUUUGCUCAAUGUUUGCUACUUUCGCCCACCCACAGCAGCAACCAAACUCAACGCCUUGAAUAUCAGAAACGGGAAUUGCAAUCAGCCUUUUGCCGAUGAGGGUAUCUGACGGGAUGUUCACCCCAAGGCAUGCGCCUCUCAAAGAGGGUCGCUCUUUUCCAGGAUUACCAUAUGCCGGGCCAUCGCGGAGGGCCAUCAAAAAUCGCCAAACAGCUCUGAUCAUCCUAGUCCUGUUAUGCAUUCCAUUAAUAUACUUCCUGUCAUCGAGUGGCUCCAGUACGACUAUACAUCCACAGACGAGAACGCCGGCCGACAAGUUAAGGGAAUUCGCGACCGAUCCCGAAGUUGUUCUUCGCCCCAAUCCCGAUGCAGUACCACAGCAGGAGAAUGCUCCAGCAGCAAACCCGGCCGCCGCGCAUCCGGAGGACGUGCAGUCUACAGGCGAGGUCCCAUUCAAUAUCCCAGCAGGCGACGAAGUUGCCCAGGCACCAGUACAAGCAGCUCCUCCUCCAUCCGCGCCGAAGCCAAAGUCACCACCCGCAUCCAAUCUCGAUGAUCAAGUGUCGAUAGACCAUGAGACAUCGGCACAGCCGAAGCCGAAGCCACCUGCAGUGCCAAAUAGGAAGCCAUCUUCAUCUGAUUCAACUUAUUUCUCGGAACGGCCCAAGUUCGAAAAAGCACUGACUCGAGUCAUCAGUCUCCUUCCCGGUGAGAUGGAGGGCCGAGAUUUACUUCGGCCCGUCGAGGGGACCGGCAAGGAGAAACUCCGCGAAAUGAGUCUCCGAAUUCGUGAAUACAAGAAAUUCUUCGAAGCUUGGGAAGCUCUGCAUCUGGCAUUUGAUGAUGAGGGCGGCAGCUACGUACGGGAUGAUGUGAUUCAGUACCUUCGUCACCACGUCCAUCAAUCAUCAUCCGACGACUUGGCGGAAACCGGUCUCGCUCAGACAAUCCACUCGUACGAGGCGUACCGAUACUUCCUCGUCAAAUUCGGACAACUGCUCUUCCCUUGGACAGCUCCUUAUUUCCCGGAUCAUAUGACCUUGCAUUCGCACUUCAAGAAGGGUGGCCGGGGUAUCGUACUCACUGCCGGAGACGAUCAAGCACCCUACCUUCUGACAACGAUCCCCACUUUCCGGAAACUUGGCUGCGAGCUUCCUAUCGAGGUCAUGUACUUGGGCGACUCCGACUUGAGCGAAGACUACCGGGCGGACCUGGAAGCUCUGGACGGAGUUGUAACCCGCGAUAUUGCACAGAUGGUAAACGACGAAGGAUGGAAAUUGGCUGGUUGGGCGGCGAAACCUUUUGCCAUCCUCCAUUCAAGCUUUCGAGAAGUCAUCUUCAUCGAUGCCGACAGCUUGUUCAUGAAAAACCCAGAAGUCCUGUUUGAUGAUUCUUCAUACCAGAAAACAGGUGCUUUGUUCUUCAGAGAUAGACUGAUCAUGCCAGAGUCGAAGAAGCGAUGGCUUCAACAGGUUCUACCUAAGCCGAUUUCGAGACAAGUCAAGCAGAGUCGCUUCUGGACUGGCGAUAGUGGUCAUAUGCAGGAAUCAGGUGUCGUGGUGGUGGAUAAGUGGCGACAUUUCAUUGCCCUCCUGCUCGUCACUCGAAUGAACGGACCUGACAGAGAUGGCAACAAGGAUGAAGGCAGGAUUGGUGUUUAUGAUAUGGUCUAUGGUGACAAGGAGACAUUCUGGCUCGGUUGGGAACUCGUGGGAGACUUGGACUACUCUUUCCACCGAGGUGAUGCCGGUAUAAUGGGCAUUGUUCAGGAUCCUAAGCCUUCCGAGGAGGAAAAGAAAGAAGAAAAGAAAGAAGAACCCAAGAAGAAGGAGAAGAAGAAGAAGAAGAAGCAACCGGUGCUCGACGACAACGGUAACCCCAUUGAAGGUGUUGAAGUUGAGGUGGACGUCGAAGAACCCGUGGAAGAGGAAGAGAAGCCCAAGCCUGAAGAAAAACAUGAGCCUGAAAGUUACACCAUCUGCGCGCCGCAACUGCUGCAUCUCGACGUGGAUGGCAGCCCACUGUGGUUCAACGGCUGGCUUCAAGACAACAAAUUCGCGGACAAGAAGAAGAGGAAGUUUGGCAAGUUCGAGCACUAUCUGAUCGAGCCCCGGGAUAUUCGGGAACCAGGAGCGUGGCAGCUAGAGGAGAGCAACAUGUGCUGUCUUACUACCGAUCCCGACUUGAAGAGGGACUUUACGCGAGAAGAGAAGGACCUUCUGGAGAUGAUGAUACAGCAGGCCAGGGAUGUUGGGAUGAGUGGUUGACCCUGGUGAGUGACUGGUUUAGGAACGAGAAUAAGCAUUGGAUUCAGAUAUAUUGCGAGCAUUUGUCCGGGCGUUGUGGUCAUAUUGUCUUCGUUGUUGGCUCUGUGUUGGUACUAGAUUUUGACGACGGGGGAUGGAAAAGACGAAAAGAGGAACAGACGAGGCCAUGGGGCCGAAAUGGAUAUCGCUCUCCUUCAUUUCUUCAUGAAUCCUUGUUUGUACUCCUCCGUACUCGUACUCGAACUCGUCCUCAUUUGGUAAAUCCCUACAACAUCGAC